Molecule: messenger RNA, 1640 nt
Organism: Moneuplotes crassus
Lineage: Eukaryota; Ciliophora; Spirotrichea; Euplotida; Euplotidae
Source: the annotation of a GenBank genome assembly
CUUUGAGACCCAAUUUAUAUCCAAAGGUAGAUCCCUUCCAUCGGUAUGUGGUCUGAACUGAGCCUGGUUAUUAUUACCGCUCUGGAGAGGACUUUAUCCCGCAAACUUCCCGCAGGCUUGAUCGAUCAAAAUCAAUUGGGAAGGAAAAUGCCAAUUAUUUGGUUUCUUCGAAACAUAAGUGAGCUGGACUCAACUCAAAACGAAGCAAGAAUAGAAAGUCUAAAUAAGAUGAAAAGUAAAUAAGAAGAAGGCCAAACCACUGAUGAGGGUCAGCACAGUUGAUGUUGAUAUUUACCCUCCAGAUGUUUUACACUCGAAGGAGGACUAUUACGGUAGGAGGGACCUUGAGUAUCAGUAUUGAUACUCUAAAAAGCCUAGUUUGGACCUAAGAAAGCCUUAUUCAUAUAAUCUAGUUGCUUAUAGAGCUCCUAGAACACCUGAGAAGGCUUUCCAAACCACACAUGGAGACUCAUUUGAAAGUAGCAUCUUGACAAAUAUGCACAGCCAAUCUAGGAACAACAUCUUGAUUCAGGAUAGAGGAAGAGAUAUGAAGGAUAAAUGUAUAUCAAAGACUCUUUAUUGCAUCAAAUGCUCGAAUAAACUUUGUGAAAUCACUUCUAUAGAUAAUUUGUAUUACAAGAAUUACAAGUUGAUCAAGAAGGGUGUCCUAGCAGCCAUUAUGACCUCAUUGAAGUCUACCGACAAUAUUUCGGUUAAAAUGAGCACUUUGAAUAAAUGAAUUUAUGACCAAAAUAUGAAACUUAGAGAUAAGAAUAGUAUAUUUCAUCCUGUUUGCUGAAUAUUUUGAUCCUUCGAGAUUGGCAAGUUUUACCUCACAACAAACAAAAAGUUGAAAUAAGUACGCCAACAAGGUCUGAAUCAUCAAAUCUGCAGUGAAAAUCCCGGUUAGUAAAAGAUGCCCAAAAGAUAGAAAAGAGAAAUCUGCAGAUGUUCCAGACAAUACCUUUGCUUCUAAGGGACACAAACGGGUCUUCUCAUUCUCAGGUGAAGAGGAAAGAGAGAGAACUUGUCAUACUCUUGGCAACGAGAACAACCAUUCUGAGAGGAUUAAGAGAUAUCAGCCCAAGAUUGAGUCCUUCAGAAAUUAUUCAGUUGAAGAUUUUAACUAUUUAAAGAACUCCAGGAAUAGCAUCAAUCAUAAUUUUGAUGUCUCCCAAACAAGUAAUAGUGCCAGAAGAUACCAAUUAAGAACUUCUAGGAAGGAUUCUAUGGCGAAUUAUGGAGAGUCUAGAGAAAAUGCCUCCCAACAUAGCUUGAAUACUUUGAAAAAUAGUGGAGGAAUGAGUGAGGCUUCACUAAAGAAAAUGUACUUCAGGUUCCCUCCGAAUUCCCAUGCUGAUCCUUCUACAUUCACAUCAAGCUUGGAGAAUCCUUUGAGAGGAGCUAAGAGCUACCAAAAUAUCCGCUUGCCUAAUGGUCCUAAGAAGAUUUUCAAGAAAGCUCUUAGAAGAGAUAACCUCAGAAGGAGAGUUUUCCCUUCCUGUGAAAGGGAGACUUUUGACAAAGACAGACAGGAGACCACUAAGCUAUCGAUGGACGAUUCAGAUAUCUUCGGCACUUCUCAGCCAUCAGAGACUAGUGAUGAUAUAUAAGUGGAUUAAUUUUCAGCUUCUUUAUAA